Molecule: messenger RNA, 1131 nt
Organism: Paecilomyces variotii
Lineage: Eukaryota; Fungi; Ascomycota; Eurotiomycetes; Eurotiales; Thermoascaceae
Exons: 2
Coding region: 47-865 (272 amino acids)
Source: RefSeq, a predicted model, not a curated record
AUAUUAGAUGCCGUAGAGAUUUGUAAGUAUUCUAGGGUUAUAAUAAAUGACUACUGGGCUAAUUUCUUUAGGGGCAAACCGAAGAAGGGUUAAGGAUCCUUGGGGAGGAAACACAAACCCCUCAAGUGAAGCGUCUACCCCGACUGGCAAAAGGCGGCGGACAUCUACCGAUGAGUCUCAGUCUGUAAUAGAUCCUAACUCACCGUCGCUAUCAGCUAAGAAGGUCCGAUCCCAGGUGGCUAUUGAUAACUGCCUCCAGAGAGACUCCCAAACGUGUGUUAUUACACACGCUGACCAAGUGGUGGAAGCAGCCCACAUAUUCCCAUUUAGCCUUGGGAACAGUCUCCGAGGGGAAUUCUGGGCAUCUCUUCGAGCCUUCUGGACAGCAGAGCAUGUUAAACAAUGGGAAGAUGCUAUAUUGGGAGGUAAUGGGACCGAAAAAUGCGAAAACCUCAUCACGCUCUCUCCUAGCGCGCAUGCCUAUUGGGACAGAUGCCUCUUUGCGCUCAAGCCACGCCCUCCCUCCGCAGACAUGAAGACGAUGGAGGUAGAGUUCUUUUGGCUACCGGCGAAUAAACGCAAAGAUAUCGCGCUAUAUACGAUCCUCACAUCUCGGCCUGAUCUGCGGUCGGAUCUUAAUUCAACGGGACGGUGCGUUAAGCUGUUAAAUGGCCAUACAGAUUGUCUGGUCAAGUCCGGCGAUGUGAUAACUUUCAAGACUCAUAACCCACAGACCCAUCCUUUGCCGUCCUACCAUCUGUUACAGAUGCAGUGGGUCCUGCAUAGGAUUGCUGCUAUUCGUGGGGCUGCAGAUAGUAUUGAAUAUGAUGAUGAUGAAGAUGACGAUGAAGAUGACGAAGAGUAGACCAGCGAGGAGUCAGGGGUUCUAUGGAGUUCAUUUGAGUAAGGCCCUGCUGGAGUCAAAAUGAAAACCAUGACCUGCCGCGGCCAACCACGAAAUGCUGAGGUGCGAGUAUCACGGUGGUUCGCUGUGAAAUCAGAACGGUAUAAGCAACGCCCAGAAAAACAACUGGGGGCUUCCAUAGUAGUAGAACUAGAACAAAAGAAGCAAAUGCCCAAAAGAAAACAACAUAGGUUCAUGUGCAGUCUGAGUGAGCGAACUAACUAAUG